Messenger RNA from Arachis duranensis, 1008 nucleotides. RefSeq names its product protein MAIN-LIKE 1-like. NCBI's taxonomy places the organism in Eukaryota, Viridiplantae, Streptophyta, Magnoliopsida, Fabales, Fabaceae. The record is from RefSeq and is a predicted model, not a curated record. Bases 1 to 1008 code for a protein of 335 amino acids. The transcript is spliced from 3 exons.
AUGGCUAUCACAUUGCAGGACGUAGCCUAUCAGCUGGGGCUCAGAAUAGAUGGUGAUCCUGUGAGUGGAUGCAUUGGUGGGUGGGAGCAGUACUAUCAGAGACGCACCAUUGAAGAGUUUUGUGAGCAGCUACUUGGUGUUGUUCUUGACCCAGAUGACCGACAGUCACAGACGAGGAGGACGGUAAAACUCACGUGGUUCCAGAACAUAGUUUGUGGAGAGUUUGAGCAGGACGCCACAGAGGAGCGCCUGAUGAGGUACAAGAGAGGGUACAUCAUGCAGCUAAUAGGGGGUAUGUUGUUCUCAGAUGCCUCUGACUCUCGGGUGCACAUUAGGUGGCUCCCACUGCUGGAAGACCUUGAGACGUGUGGUCGAUUAUCGUGCGGGUCGGCGGUGCUAGCUUGGCUGUAUCGCCAGAUGUGCCGGGCCACGGAGCAUGACCAGCGUAAUUUGGGCAGGUGGGUUCAGGACCGCCCAGACAAUGACAGGGGCGAGGGCAGGCUUAGGCGUUACAAGCGUACCCUAAAUGGGAUUGGGAUGCUGAAUGUUGAGUGGACGCCAUAUGCUGACCCACAGCUGAUUGGUCUAGCUCCAUCGACAAUAGCCGAGGCGGAGGCGUCAUCGGUGGUUGUAUGUCCACUGCUUUGCUUUGUUAUCGUCGAGUGGCAUCAGGUGGACCGAGCCGUACGUCAUUUUGGUGGUCUACAGCACAUUCCGACUAGGCCACUAAACAUUGACGACAUGCACCGGUUGGAUGGCCGGUUUGGCCGCGUCGAGUGGUUCACGCAUCUUCUUGGUGGCUGGCAUGAGUUAUGUGAUGCUCGGGUCCACCAUCAUCUGCCCAUACACCAUUAUAUAGACCUGUGUCCGUCGCUCCCAUAUAUGACUUGGUACAUUCAGUGGGCGCACACAGAGUUAGUCGGCCUUGGUGAGCAGCACCUAGUGGCAGCUGGGGUUGUGCCACAUGAUCUGCCCACGCACCAUCCACUUGCUCCAGAUCUGCAUUAG